Pteropus alecto (black flying fox) is the source of this 2043-nucleotide messenger RNA. It is a transcript of the gene SLC2A4RG, whose product is annotated as SLC2A4 regulator. The transcript is spliced from 7 exons. Gene Ontology annotation, cellular component: nucleus. Bases 151 to 963 code for a protein of 270 amino acids. NCBI's taxonomy places the organism in Eukaryota, Metazoa, Chordata, Mammalia, Chiroptera, Pteropodidae. The record is from RefSeq and is a predicted model, not a curated record. Gene Ontology annotation, molecular function: RNA polymerase II cis-regulatory region sequence-specific DNA binding; DNA-binding transcription factor activity. Gene Ontology annotation, biological process: regulation of transcription by RNA polymerase II.
ACACUCCGUCUGCAGGGCCCUGCCGUGGGCGGCGGCUUUGCGGGCUUGGACUUCGCGCCCCCGCAGAAGCCCGAGCCGCGGGCGCCAUCGGCCCACAUCCCGGUGCCUGCGCACAGAGCCCCCCAAGGAAAAGCCCGGCCGGAUGAGGUUAUGGCUGCUGCAGCCCUCACAAGCCUGUCCACCAGCCCUCUCCUGCUGGGGGCCCCAGCGGCAGCCUUCAGCCCAGAGCCUGGCUUGGCGUCCUGGCAGGAGCCCUUGGUGCAGCCACCAGGCAGUUACAGCAGCGGCAGCAGUGGGGACUGGGGCUGGGACCCGGCCAGUGAACAGUCCUCCCCAUGUACCCCGUCGCCACCACUGCCCCCCGAGGCAGCCCACUUCCUGUUCGGGGAGCCCGCCCCUAGGAAGAGGAAGAGCUCGGUGCAGGUCCUGUUCCAGUGUCUGUGGAAGCGCUGCGGGAAGGUGCUGAGCACGGCCUCCGGGAUGCAGAGACACAUCCGCCUGGUGCACCUGGGGCGGCAGGCAGAGCCAGAGCAGAGUGACGGAGAGGAGGACUUCUACUACACGGAGCUGGACAUUGGUCUGGACACGCUGACAGAUGGGCUGUCCAGCCUGACCCCAGUGUCCCCCGUGGCCUCCACACCGCCCGCCUUCCCCCACCUGGAGCUGCCCGGCCUGCUGCACCCACUGGCCUCGCCCCCGCCCCCAGUGCUGAGCUCUGCGCGACCCCCCCAGGCAUGCCACAGUGACCACUCCUACCAGGGCUGCCUGGCGCCCCCCCGGCUGGAGCCACAGCCCGGCACAGGCAGGGCCUGCGUGCCAGCACUGCCCUCCAAGCUCGGUGCCAACCUAAGGAAGCCCCGCGGUGACGCCAAGAAGUGCCGGAAAGUGUACGGCGUGGAGCGCCGGGCCCUGUGGUGCACGGCCUGCCGCUGGAAGAAGGCGUGCCGGCGCUUCCUGGACUGAGCCGCCCGCCGCCCGCCUCUGACGCCGAGGGGCGCCGCGUCCCCGAGCCCCGCCAAAGUGCCUCUGAAGAAACCAGCCUUUUGCACUAAAGCCACGCCAGGGUUCAGGGGUGCUGAUGGGCCAGGUUCGAGGCCCCUUGGGAGCCAGCCCCAGAUGCACUUUGAGGGGUGUCGGGAAGGGGCCUCCCCUGCCCGCACUUAGCCUGAGGGUUCAAGGGCCCAGUGCCGACGUUUGUACUGUGUUCGCGAAGCUCAGGUGUCUCAGUCCGGGCUGCGCCAGGCGAGGAAAAAAAUUAAAGAUUUGGGUUUUUUCCAGAAGCUGUGUCUGCUCCUGAGGGGGAAGGAUGUGGCACUGGGACCCUGCCACAGGCAGGAGUGGUGGGCGGGCCUGGGAGGCCAGCAGCAGGCGCGGAGGACAGGGAGUCCCCUCUCAGGCCAUGUCCACCUGGCGUGAGGCUAGACGAGGGGACGCUGAUUGAAACACACACAAAGCGUCUGCGUGAGCAGCAGUUUCCCGAUUUAUUGAAAGUGAUCGCUUUGCAAGAACGUCUAAGCUACUCCGUCACAGAGGAAGCCCGCAGGCAGGCCCGGAGCCCAGGCAGACAAGAAUUCGCACGACCACAGAGAAGGGGCUGUUUACCUGUCCUGUGGCUACAGAGAAGGGACAACAGAGCUGACUUCUCACUGACCAAGCACGAAACGUCCUCCUCCAGAGAGUGAACACAUCUCCAGUACAAACACAGGUUUACGGUAAUUCAUAUAGAGUCAAUAUAAUAUCGAUCAUCCCCAGGAAAAAACCAACCAUCUCCAAGCACGGACUUUUCGUCUGUUUUGACAGGUUGAAAACAUGUUGAAAAAAUAAAUAUUUAAGUAAAGCACACACAGCACCCUCACUAUAAGUAGUUCUCAAGGGCUGCAUACAAAACACAACAUAGGAUCUAAAAAAUAAAAACCAUUAAGUAUGGCUUUUUAAAAGAGUUGCACAUGUCACAUAAUGAGCGAAAAUAAGUCAUAUUGCAAAAUGUUCCAGUUUUUGCAUUUUCUCGGUUUUAUAUAAAGAAGUGCAAAGUUGGAAGCAGUA